This is a messenger RNA of Lepisosteus oculatus (spotted gar), 7593 nucleotides long. RefSeq names its product ATPase sarcoplasmic/endoplasmic reticulum Ca2+ transporting 3 (gene atp2a3). Gene Ontology annotation, molecular function: ATP binding; P-type calcium transporter activity; ATP hydrolysis activity. The record is from RefSeq and is a predicted model, not a curated record. Gene Ontology annotation, biological process: intracellular calcium ion homeostasis; calcium ion transmembrane transport. Lineage: Eukaryota; Metazoa; Chordata; Actinopteri; Semionotiformes; Lepisosteidae. Gene Ontology annotation, cellular component: membrane.
CCAGCUAAAGAUCCGCUCUGUUGUUGUCAAUCCGGGCAGGUACGGCUCUCCACGAACAGAGCAAUUCCAGCUCAAGGAAAAGGCUACAUGUUCGGAGAUGGAAAACGCACACACUAAAUCCGCAUCCGAAGUUCUAGACAACUUCGGGGUGAACGAGAACACCGGACUGACACUUGAACAAGUAAAAAAUAAUUUGGAGAAAUAUGGACCAAACGAGCUGCCAGCGGAAGAAGGCAAGUCCCUGUGGGAGCUGGUGGUGGAGCAGUUUGAAGACCUCCUGGUGAGGAUCCUCCUGCUGGCCGCCUGCGUCUCCUUUGUCUUGGCGUUGUUUGAGGAAGGUGAGGAAACCACCACAGCCUUCGUGGAGCCCAUAGUCAUCCUUCUGAUUCUGAUUGCAAACGCCGUCAUCGGAGUAUGGCAGGAGAGAAAUGCAGAGAAUGCUAUAGAGGCUCUGAAGGAGUACGAGCCGGAGAUGGGAAAGGUAUUCCGAAUGAACAGGAAAACCGUCCAGAGGAUCAAGGCUCGAGACAUCGUGCCAGGAGAUAUAGUAGAGGUGGCUGUUGGUGACAAGGUCCCUGCUGACAUCAGGAUCACCUCCAUUAAAUCCACAACCCUACGAGUGGACCAGUCCAUUCUUACAGGGGAAUCGGUAUCAGUCAUCAAGCACACCGAUCCUGUUCCUGACCCCAGAGCUGUCAAUCAGGACAAGAAGAACAUGCUUUUUUCGGGGACCAACAUCGCUGCUGGCAGGGCCAUCGGCGUGGUUGUGUCCACAGGGGUCUCCACUGAGAUCGGCAAGAUCCGCAACCAGAUGGCCACAACGGAGCAGGAGAAGACGCCUCUGCAGCAGAAGCUGGACGAGUUCGGCGAGCAGCUGUCCAAGGUCAUCUCCCUGAUCUGUGUGGCCGUGUGGGUCAUCAACAUCGGCCACUUCAACGACCCCGUGCACGGAGGCUCCUGGCUCCGGGGCGCCAUCUACUACUUCAAGAUCGCCGUGGCGCUGGCCGUGGCCGCCAUCCCCGAGGGGCUGCCCGCCGUCAUCACCACCUGCCUGGCGCUGGGCACCCGCCGCAUGGCCAAGAAGAACGCCAUCGUGCGCAGCCUGCCCUCCGUCGAGACCCUGGGCUGCACCUCCGUCAUCUGCUCCGACAAGACUGGCACUCUCACCACCAACCAGAUGUCCGUGUGCAGGAUGUUCGUGGUGGACAAAGCUGACAAUUCCAGCUGUACCCUGCAUGAGUUCUCCAUCACCGGCUCCACAUACGCCCCUGAAGGUCAAGUGCUGAAGGGAGACCAACCGGUGCAGUGUGGGGAUUACGAUGGCCUGGUGGAGCUGGCGACGAUCUGUGCACUGUGUAACGAUUCCUCUCUGGAUUACAAUGAGUCCAAGGGGGUAUACGAGAAAGUGGGAGAGGCCACCGAGACCGCACUGACCACUCUGGUGGAGAAGAUGAACGUCUUCAAGACCCACCUUUCUGGGCUCAGCAAGGUGGAGCAGGCUGGCGCAUGCAAUUCGGUCAUAAAGCAGCUGAUGAAAAAGGAGUUCACCCUGGAGUUCUCCCGUGAUCGCAAGUCAAUGUCUGUCUACUGCAGCCCAGCCAAGCCUGGCACUCAGAGCAAGAUGUUCGUUAAGGGUGCCCCUGAGAGUGUGAUAGAACGUUGCACCUACCUGCGUCUGGGAACCCGUAAGAUCCCACUCACGCCACCACUCAGGGAACAGCUGAUGGCCCAGAUCAAGGAGUGGGGGACCGGCAGGGACACACUGCGCUGCCUGGCUCUCGCCACACGGGACAUCCCGCCCAGGAAAGAGGAGAUGGACUUGGAGAACUCUGCCAAGUUCGCGAUAUAUGAGACCGACCUGACGUUCGUGGGCUGCGUGGGCAUGCUGGACCCCCCGCGGAAGGAGGUGACGGACUCCAUCAAGCUCUGCAGCGAGGCCGGCAUCCGGGUCAUCAUGAUCACGGGCGACAACAAGGGCACGGCGGUGGCCAUCUGCCGCCGGAUUGGGAUCUUUGGGGAGAACGAGGAGGUGACUGGCAAGGCCUACACAGGCCGGGAGUUUGACGACCUGUCCCCCGAGGACCAGAAAGAGGCCUGCACGCAAGCCCGCUGCUUCGCCCGCGUGGAGCCCGCGCACAAGUCCAAGAUCGUGGAGUACCUGCAGUCCUUCGACGAGAUCACCGCCAUGACAGGUGAUGGCGUGAAUGAUGCCCCAGCCCUGAAGAAGGCGGAGAUUGGGAUCGCAAUGGGCUCGGGCACCGCCGUAGCCAAGUCCGCCUCGGAGAUGGUGCUGUCGGACGACAACUUCUCCACCAUUGUGGCAGCAGUAGAGGAGGGCAGGGCCAUCUACAACAACAUGAAGCAGUUCAUCCGCUACCUCAUCUCCUCCAACGUGGGCGAGGUUGUGUGUAUCUUCAUGACCGCCAUCCUGGGCCUCCCGGAGGCCCUCAUCCCUGUGCAGCUGCUGUGGGUGAACCUGGUAACGGACGGUCUGCCUGCCACCGCCCUGGGCUUCAACCCCCCGGACCUGGACAUCAUGGACAAGCCCCCGCGGAACCCCAAGGAGCCCCUGAUCUCCGGCUGGCUCUUCUUCCGAUAUCUGGCAAUCGGAGGGUAUGUUGGCCUGGGAACAGUAGGGGCCGCUACAUGGUGGUUCCUACUUGAUGAAGAAGGUCCUCAGGUUUCUUUCUACCAGCUGAGACACUUCAUGCAGUGCACAGAGGACAACCCCAUGUUCGCCAACGUUGAUUGUGAAAUAUUUGAGUCACGCUACCCAACCACUAUGGCUCUAUCUGUGCUGGUCACUAUAGAGAUGUUCAACGCGCUCAACAGCCUGUCUGAGAACCAGUCCUUGCUGAGGAUGCCUCCCUGGGUGAACAUCUGGCUUUUGGGGGCCAUUGUCUUGUCGAUGUCUCUGCACUUCCUCAUCCUGUACGUGGAGCCCCUGCCGCUGAUAUUCCAGGUGACACCUUUGCGGUGGUCUCAGUGGGUGGUGGUCCUGAAGAUCUCGAUUCCUGUCAUCCUAUUGGACGAAACUCUCAAGUACUUUUCCCGCCACUACCUGGAAGGAGAAGAGGAGAAGAAAUACAUGAGAAGAAGGCAGCUGAAAUUCUAACCCUUUGAACCCUGGCCCUAAGUACACCAAGUCUUGCAUGUUCAACCACCACUAUCAGCCAGCAGGACUUGCAUGUGUAAGAAGAACGCGGACAAACUGCAGAAACAUACUGAUGACUUUCAUAGCUUUUUUUUUUCUGUACAUACUAGUGCAAUAACUGGAGCAAAGAUUGGGAAGGGGAAGGGCAUGGGGAGGAGGAAGAGGGUGGGGGUGAUUUCAGCAGAGGGGCCGCUGAGGAUCCAUCGGAUUGAUCCACUGCUGCUGGGAAGAGUCCAGUUUGAAGAAAGCGGGCUGGGCAGGGGAGGAGCUGAGACUGGACCAUGGAGAGCUGGAUUAUUUCUGGGUCGGCCACAGAACGGGACCUUUUUACAUCUGGGUCUGCAGUGGCAGGUGCGUGGGACCUCGGUUCUCCAGUUAUGUUUUCAUCGUCAGAGAAAAAAAGGGAUUAAAACUGUUUCACAAUCCACUGGCUUUAGUGAAAAGCGAACCGGUUAACGAUUUCUGGCUCCAGGGAUGUGGCCACAUGAAGAACAGUCCAUGGUUGAACCGUAUGCUCUUAUAAUGUCUCAGUCGGAUGCUAUCACCUAGUUCUAUCACCUCUGCACACAUCUGGCAAUCUUGGCCACAAGAGAAUUUAGUACUCUUCUCACUCGUAGUGUCUGCUAGGAGACCUUCUUGUUUCUUCUCACCUGGUGUCUGUCUGGAUCCUCUCGAAAUUUCACAUUUCCUCCAGUUUGAAGUUUACACUCUUCCAUUUUGAAAAGGAGAUGUUUUCCAUACUGUCUAUAAUCCAGCUAAACAGCAGGCAGUUCAUUUUAAGUUGUAGCUAUCUGUUCUGCCCCCCCCCACCCCACCCCCACCAGCCUUUUAAACCAAGAUGAAAUUUGAAUAUUUAAAAAAUACUUUCAUAAACCCAAAGAUACAAUUAUCUUGAAAUGUUUUUGCAAUAGGAAUAUCAAAUUAAGUUCCUUGUCUUUCAAGGCUUUAUUGACUUUUAAUUUCAAAAGAAUGUGUAAAAUAUAUAUAUAUUUAUUAUAUUUUUAAAAUGAAAUGUAUUUUAGCGCUUCCUCCAGUUUCUCUAUAACCUGGAAUGCCCAGUUCAAAUGUAAGUUGCCAAUUGCUGCAGGUAUCAAAAAAGGACUGGUGAUUACUGCAGUAGGUGUCUCCCAGCCUGGAUAAGAGUGAGUACACAAUAAUUUUGCCAAGCAAUUGAAUCCUAGUUUACUAGGUAUUGACUCUGCAGAAAUGAUUCAGAUCAAGUACUGAGUUGAUAUUUCUAAACUGUUGAGAACACUUUUGAACAAGCUGCCAUCUAAAUGUCCUUCUUGCAUCCGAUUUAUAAAACACUACUCAGCGGGGAAUGCUAUCAGUCUUAGAAGGACCCUUCUAACAUGCUUUGGGUUAAAAAAUAUUCCUUCAGAGCAGAGAGAAAGUAACAAUGCUGCAGGAAAUACAACCGGAUUAAUUGGCAAGGAUGUGAACAAGAAGAACAAAAGACCUACAAAACCUGACCUGAAAACCUGUGCUUUAACAAGCAUUUUCUGAACCCAGUUUUCAGUCUGUAGUUCUCAUAUUACUGGGUCAGAGGCCAUUCUAGAGCAAACUCCUUGCUAACUAGUGUAGGUCUCCUGAGGCCUGCUGAGAAAGUGACAAAUAUGGUCAACUACAGGUCAUUAAACUUAAAAUGUUUACAGACCUCCAGUUUAUUCCCAACUCACACUGACUGAAACCCCCCUCUUUCAGUUGGUGUCCUAAAUGCAAGACACCACACCACCCCAGUGCUUAUUUUUAAAUACUCUUCACACAAUCCGGAUUAUAAGAUUAUCAAAAACCCCUCUCUUCCGUUAUUUUGUUUGUGCCUGCCAACACAUUUCCCGUGCAGUUUAUGUAAGGCAAGAUAAAAUUGUUUCCUUUCGCCUGCUCCUUCUGUUUAAGAUUGUGAAAUGACCCUUACACAACGCUUUGCUGUAGAAUGGCCGUAGCAGUUGUUAAAAGCUCAUUUUUGACUGAGUAUGGCCUGAAAGUCCAUCUUUGGUUUUUGUUGUAUUAGCUUGGGCCUUAUUUUCCAGUUUUUGCCACUGUGUUAGGAAGGGGCAGACCGUGGCAGUAGUGCAAGAUAAACAUCCUUAAAGAUUUUAGUGGAGCCCUAAGGGCUACUGUGACCACAUGGUAACUGUCCUAUUGGACUCCAUUAUUGUCUUUAAAUCAGUGCAUUAGAAAACCCGUGCUACAGUACAUGUAAAUUUCCAGGAUGUAAUUUAAAUAACUCUGUAAAAUAGAAUCGCUUGUGGGCAUUAGUGAAAAAAGGUCGUGAUUUGCAGUUGAGUUUCAGGAUAAUAUUUUGAAUUCUGUUGAAUCUAAUAAAGUGGUAUAAUCCAGUGGAAAGGAUGGAACUUUACCUUUUGUGUUCUUGUACCACAGCUGAAUGAUAUUGUGUACCGCCCUGCAAUGUGGGAUUGUAUAGCCUUGUUAUUUACUACUGAACUUCUGAACUCUGUACAGAAAAAAGAUUGCAUGGAACAUUGUUACUGUAAUUAAUAACCUAUACAGUAUAUUGUAUUUAAUUUUUUAAUAUCUACUUUAACAACAUGAAAAAAACGACGAGAGAACUGAGUUAAACCGCUGAGAGUCUUAUUUUUCUUCGAGCGCAUGGCAUCUAGGAAUUUCACUUGUAGGCUAGAAGGGUUAAUUAUUUCCUUGUUAUUGUUUGUUUUUACAGUUGUUGGGGGUCUUGUGGCUUUUAUUUCAGGGGGAGAAAUAUGUGUAAAAUAAUAUUCCAAAUGAUAAUGAUAAUAAUAAUGACGACGAUGAUGAUAAUUUGAUUUGCAAGGAGAACGUUGCGUUUAUUUAGGUGUCUGGUUUACACAGAGAGUGUGAAGGGAGGAAUCGUGUGAUAUGAAGUUGAUUUAGGUUGCUCAUUGAAGGUUUCAGUGUUGUGAACUGCCUCUUAAGUUGACCUGAUUUGACCUAAGUGUGCUGUUUCAAUGAAACGAGGAGUGAAUUUCAGAAAGGUUACAAAGGAGUGUAACUUAAAACUGCUUUAAAACUGGCUAUUUAUCAGUGGCAUUUAGUAACUGGUGCAAAACAACAAAGGUGAACUCUCUAAUGGACUACAUACUGCUUCUGAGGCUACUGGAUUAACUAUGUAAUGAGUAUUAUGGUAAUUCUAUAAAACACUCACUUACAUAGCUUUUUCUGAUGCGAAAUCUCUGGCCCAUCUGUAUUACAUAUUGAGGCAGUAUACGGUACAGUAUGUAUUCAUCCAUAACCAGGCUUUUUGCACUUCACAAUGCCAUGGCAGUCCUGCCAAAAACAGACCUGUUCCUGUCCAGUUGUUUUUGUCCCUCCGUCAAGUUUCUUGCUGGUUGUUCACAUUGGGUUUGGGGUAGAUCACACUUUUUGGGGGAUAUGUGACUGAAUCACCCCCACUGUAAAAAGAAGGCAGGUCUUUCAGGAUAAGCUUUCCCACUUCUUUGAGAAUAUAACUUAACAGUAACAUGAGAGAAGUCUGUUCUGCUCAUCUUGGUUGCUUGAUGCUUAUUGUUCCAAGGAUAGUGUCUUGUAAUUUCCUUGAGUUAUCCCAGGAGAUCUGCAUCAGUCCCCCCCCCUUAAAAUUCCCCAUGCCUGUGUAAGAGCUGGCUUUGUCCUUGUCAGUAACUUCUCGAUGAAUAUGAAAUGUAUGAGGCUACUGAAAAAUAUUUGAAAAAUCUCAUCUUCUCAUCGACACUUCAAAGAGUUAAACCCUACCCCUAAGCAUGCACCAAAUAUUUACUUUAACAUCUGAAAAUUAAACAGCUGCAUUCUCGUGGAAAGAAAUUAGCAAUGUAAAAUUGAUCAGUUCUUCUGAAAGUGGCCUAAACCACACCUUUAUUAUGUUAAAACAAUAUGACUAUUUUAAAACCACCUGUUAUUGUUAUUAAUGUAUGUGUCUGAUGCUUUCAUCCACAAGUUACUUAUAUUUGUACCCAUUUAUACUACUAUACUGUACAUAUUACUGAAGCAAUCUGCGUUUUGCCUUGCUCUCCUGCCUUGUCUGUUCUUCAUUUCCUUCAGGAGAGAAAUCAUUGAAAGCAUCAGUUUCACACAGUUACUGAUGAUAACCUUCACCAGCAUUGUCAACAGGUGAAAUCAGGUCAUUUUUGGAGACUGUUUCUAACAGCUGAGAAAUAAAAUUGGGGUUUGUCUGUAUUGCCUUGUUAAUAUUAUCUGUUGGACACAGAUAUUUUCUAAAAAUACAUUUAAAAAAUAAAGAUUAUUUAUCUUAUUUAUUCAGGAAUGGUGCUUUAUUGGGUAUGUACAGAAACAACUGAGAGGAAACUUCUUGUUAAAAUGCUUGAGCCUAAAUUGCCAAAAUUAAUCUAAAGACAUGUUUGUUCUCAGAAUGUAAUAAAAGAACCUUGCAAUAAGGUUAACCUUAAUGUAGACAUAUGGGAAAUACUUACUUUUAUCUUUGAAAUAAAAUGAACAGAUGUAAGCUA